Messenger RNA from Saprolegnia parasitica CBS 223.65, 952 nucleotides. RefSeq lists its product as hypothetical. Bases 5 to 952 code for a protein of 315 amino acids. The transcript is spliced from 2 exons. The record is from RefSeq and is a predicted model, not a curated record. NCBI's taxonomy places the organism in Eukaryota, Oomycota, Saprolegniomycetes, Saprolegniales, Saprolegniaceae.
UGCGAUGCCACGCCGGGCCGACGACGACACGGACGUGGAGCAGACGCUCAAGCGCAAGGUCAAGAACGAGCGCACCAACCUCUUCGAGUGGGUCAAGUACAAGUGUCUCCUCCACGGCCCAGACCUGCUCCUGGACCCGUGCGACGUCGAGGACGCGCUGCCUGGCACGUACCGCAUUGCGCUCGACCACGUGGUCUCGGUGCAGACGAAGGCCGGCUCGCGCUUUGAGCUGGUUCAUACCACCGCCAGCCAUGGCCGCCGUACGCGCGAAGAGUUUAUGGCGCCGACGCCGCAGCACUGUACGCGAUGGGUGGCCUCGCUGCAAGCCAAGGUGCUGCGGGUGCAAGCCGACGUUGCCGAGACGCCGAGACGCUCCAUGGCAACGCACGCCGCGAGCCCUGCCAUCGCCCACGAGCAACGUCAUGAGAGAAUGGAAGUGGCGACCACGACGCCCCUCGAUCUCGACAAGCUCGAUGGCAUGCUCUCGGUGAUCGAGGCCACGUCGCCGACGCUCGCGAAAAGCUGGGGCAGCGUUCGCCCUGCGAGCACCAAGAGCCUCCCGGACGACGACGAGACGCCCAAGCCUACGGUGCGCUGCGAGGUAGACGAGGUGCCCAAGCCUACGGCGCGCCAAGCGGUAGACGAGACCCCACUCGCUCGGCGGUGGACCGCGUCCGAACACGACGCGUCCGAGCAGCUCGACAUCCUCGUGCGAGUCGAGAGCGCGCUCAAGCAACUCGAGCUGGACAACAAGGCGGCGCUGCAGCGCGAGGCCGACCUUCGGCAGGAGCUCGCCAACGCUAACGAUACCGUGCGUCUCUCGAGCGCCGAGAAGCAAGAGCUCGCGGCCCAGCUGCGCGAGGUGGCCGCCGAGCGCGACGAGUGGAAGGCGGUCGCACGGCAAAAGCAAGACGAGGUAGUAUUUGCGUCGUCGGUACCAAAGCAUGUAUAG